CGGCAUGAAGCCUUUAGGGGUGCUCCGGGUUUUCAGCUUUUUGCUUGAAAUUCCUCAUCUGCUUUCAGUGUGAAGGCUGGGCCGGGCAGAGGACUGGUCGCAGGGUCCCAGACGGCGGGGCUGCCCCAGAGGGAGAGGAGGGGGCUAGAGACAGGAAGGAAGCCAACCAUCAAAUUGAAAAGGAAAAAGAAAAAAAGCCCUUGACUUUUUUUUUUUUUUUUUUUUUUUAAAAACCUCCUCUCCCUCCCCGAUGGCUGCGUAAGAAACGCCGGCGACACCUAGGAAAGGGACCAAGUUGGUCAGCGGUGGCAAUUUCGUGGGUUUUUGAGUUCACAGUUGUGAGCUCGGAGCUCGGAGAUGGAGCCGUGGUCCUCCAGGUGGAAAACGAAACGGCCGCUCUGGGAUCUCACCAUCGCAACCCUCGCCUUGACUUUCCUCUUCCAAGCCAGAGAGGUCAGAGGAGCUGCUCCAGUUGAUGUACUCAAAGCACUAGAUUUUCACAAUUCUCCAGAGGGUAUAUCAAAAACAACAGGAUUUUGCACAAACAGAAAGAAUUCUAAGGGUUCAGAUACUGCUUAUAGAGUUUCAAAGCAAGCGCAAAUCAGUGCCCCAACGAAGCAGUUAUUUCCAGGUGGGACUUUUCCAGAAGAUUUUUCAAUAUUAUUUACAGUAAAACCCAAAAAAGGAAUUCAGUCUUUCCUUUUAUCUAUAUAUAAUGAGCACGGUAUUCAGCAAGUUGGUGUUGAGGUUGGGAGAUCACCUGUUUUUCUAUUCGAAGACCACACUGGUAAACCUGCCCCAGAAGAGUACCCCAUCUUCAGAACAGUUAACAUCGCCGAUGGGAAGUGGCAUCGGGUAGCAAUCAGUGUGGAGAAGAAAACUGUGACAAUGAUCGUUGAUUGUAAGAAGAAAACCACAAAACCACUGGGGAGAAGUGAGAGACCAAUUGUUGACACCAAUGGAAUCACAGUGUUUGGAACAAGGAUUUUGGAAGAUGAGUUUUUUGAGGGUGAUAUCCAGCAGUUCUUAAUCACAGAUGACCCAAAGGCAGCAUACGACUACUGUGACCAUUACAGUCCCGAUUGUGACUCCUCAGCAUCCAAAGCUGCUCAGGCUCAGGAACCGCAGGUAGAUGAGUAUGCACCUGAGGAUAUAAUCGAAUAUGACUAUGAAUAUGGGGAAACAGAAUAUAAAGAGGCUGAAAGUGUAACAGAGACUCCCACUGUAACUGAGGAAACAGUAGCACAAACAGAGGCAAAUAUUGUGGAUGAUUUUGAAGAUUACAACUAUGGAACAAUGGAGCCAUACCAGACAGAAUCUCCUAGGCGUGUAACUGGAUCCAAUGAGCCAAGUCCAGUUGAAGAAGGUUUUACUGAAGAAUAUCUAACUGGAGAGGAUUAUGAUCCCCAGAGGAAAAUUUCCGAGGAUACGCUAUAUGAAAACAAAGAAAUAGACGGCAGGGACUCUGAUCUUCUGGUAGAUGGAGAUUUAGGCGAAUAUGAUUUUUAUGAAUACAAAGACUAUGAAGAAAAAGCAACAAGUUCCCCUAAUGAAGAAUUUGGCCCUGGUGUCCCAGCAGAAACUGAUUUCACAGAAACAAGCAUAAAUGCCCAUGGUGCAUAUGGAGAGAAGGGUCAGAAGGGAGAGCCAGCAGUGGUUGAACCAGGGAUGCUUGUUGAGGGACCACCUGGGCCAGCAGGACCUGCGGGUCUUAUGGGCCCUCCAGGUCUCCAAGGCCCCUCUGGGCCCCCCGGUGACCCUGGUGAUAGGGGCCCUCCGGGACGUCCUGGUUUACCAGGAGCUGAUGGUCUACCUGGUCCUCCUGGAACUAUGUUAAUGUUACCGUUCCGCUAUGGUGGUGAUGGCUCCAAAGGACCUACCAUCUCUGCUCAGGAAGCCCAGGCUCAGGCAAUUCUUCAGCAGGCUCGGAUUGCUUUGAGAGGCCCUCCUGGCCCAAUGGGUCUAACUGGGAGACCGGGUCCUGUGGGUGGACCUGGAUCAUCUGGGGCCAAAGGAGAGAGUGGUGAUCCAGGUCCUCAGGGCCCUCGAGGUGUCCAGGGUCCACCUGGUCCAACAGGAAAACCUGGAAAAAGGGGGCGUCCGGGUGCUGAUGGUGGAAGAGGAAUGCCUGGAGAACCUGGAUCCAAGGGAGAUCGAGGCUUUGAUGGACUUCCAGGUCUGCCGGGCGACAAAGGUCACAGGGGGGAAAGAGGUCCUCAAGGUCCUCCAGGUCUUCCAGGCGAUGAUGGAAUGAGGGGAGAAGAUGGAGAAAUAGGGCCCAGGGGUCUUCCAGGUGAAGCUGGACCUCGAGGCUUGCUAGGACCACGGGGAACUCCAGGACCUCCAGGGCAGCCUGGUAUUGCAGGGAUAGAUGGCCCCCCAGGACCUAAAGGAAACAUGGGUCCCCAAGGGGAGCCUGGACCUCCAGGUCAACAAGGGAAUCCAGGACCUGAAGGUCUUCCCGGUCCUCAAGGUCCAAUUGGUCCUCCUGGUGAAAAAGGACCACAAGGAAAACCAGGGCUUGCUGGCCUUCCUGGUGCUGAUGGGCCUCCCGGUCACCCUGGAAAAGAAGGACAAUCUGGAGAAAAGGGUGCUCUGGGUCCUCCUGGUCCACAGGGUCCUGUUGGCUACCCUGGUCCCCGAGGAGUAAAGGGAGCAGAUGGUGUCAGAGGUCUCAAGGGAUCUAAAGGUGAAAAGGGUGAAGAUGGUUUCCCAGGAUUCAAAGGUGACAUGGGCCUUAAAGGUGACAGAGGAGAAGUGGGUCAAAUUGGUCCAAGAGGAGAAGAUGGUCCUGAAGGUCCCAAAGGUCGUGCAGGCCCAACUGGAGACCCAGGUCCUUCUGGCCAAGCAGGAGAGAAGGGGAAACUUGGAGUUCCAGGAUUACCAGGCUAUCCAGGAAGACAAGGUCCAAAGGGUUCCACUGGAUUUCCUGGGUUUCCAGGUGCCAAUGGGGAGAAAGGUGCUCGGGGAGUUGCAGGCAAACCAGGCCCUCGGGGUCAGCGUGGUCCAACGGGUCCUCGAGGUUCCAGGGGUGCAAGAGGUCCCACAGGGAAACCCGGGCCAAAGGGCACUUCAGGUGGUGAUGGCCCUCCAGGUCCUCCAGGUGAAAGAGGCCCUCAAGGACCACAGGGUCCAGUUGGAUUCCCCGGACCAAAAGGCCCCCCUGGCCCUCCUGGGAAGGACGGACUGCCAGGACACCCAGGACAGCGUGGAGAGACUGGAUUUCAAGGCAAGACCGGUCCCCCUGGGCCAGGAGGAGUGGUUGGACCACAGGGACCGACUGGUGAGACUGGUCCAAUAGGUGAACGGGGCCACCCUGGCCCUCCCGGCCCUCCCGGGGAGCAAGGUCUUCCUGGUGCUGCUGGAAAAGAAGGCGCAAAGGGUGACCCAGGUCCUCAAGGUAUCUCAGGGAAAGAUGGACCAGCAGGAAUACGUGGUUUCCCAGGUGAAAGAGGUCUUCCUGGAGCUCAGGGUGCACCUGGACUGAAAGGAGGAGAAGGUCCCCAGGGCCCCCCAGGUCCAGUUGGCUCACCGGGAGAGCGUGGUUCAGCAGGCACAGCAGGCCCAAUUGGUUUGCCUGGGCGUCCGGGACCCCAGGGCCCUCCUGGUCCAGCUGGAGAGAAAGGUGCUCCUGGAGAAAAAGGUCCCCAAGGCCCUGCAGGACGAGAUGGCGUGCAAGGCCCCGUGGGUCUGCCAGGGCCUGCGGGUCCUGCUGGCUCCCCUGGAGAAGACGGAGACAAGGGUGAAAUUGGUGAACCAGGCCAAAAAGGCAGCAAAGGAGACAAAGGAGAAAACGGCCCUCCUGGUCCGCCAGGUCUUCAAGGACCUGUUGGCGCCCCUGGAAUUGCUGGAGGGGAUGGUGAGCCAGGCCCCAGAGGACAACAAGGGAUGUUUGGACAAAAAGGUGAUGAGGGUGCUCGUGGUUUCCCAGGACCCCCUGGUCCUAUAGGUCUUCAGGGUCUGCCAGGCCCACCAGGUGAAAAGGGUGAAAACGGAGAUGUUGGCCCCAUGGGUCCACCUGGUCCUCCUGGCCCAAGAGGCCCUCAAGGCCCCAAUGGAGCUGAUGGACCACAAGGACCCCCAGGAUCUGUUGGUUCAGUUGGUGGUGUUGGAGAAAAGGGUGAACCAGGAGAAGCAGGGAACCCAGGGCCUCCCGGUGAAGCGGGCACAGGUGGUCCCAAAGGAGAAAGAGGAGAAAAAGGAGAGGCUGGGCCACCUGGUGCUGCAGGACCUCCUGGUGCUAAGGGGCCACCAGGUGAUGAUGGCCCCAAGGGGAACCCGGGUCCUGUUGGCUUUCCUGGAGAUCCUGGUCCCCCUGGGGAACCUGGUCCUGCAGGUCAAGAUGGUGUUGGUGGUGAUAAGGGUGAAGAUGGCGAUCCAGGGCAACCGGGUCCUCCUGGUCCAUCGGGUGAGGCUGGUCCACCAGGUCCUCCUGGAAAGAGAGGUCCUCCUGGAGCUGCAGGCGCAGAGGGACGACAAGGCGAAAAGGGGGCUAAGGGAGAAGCAGGUGCUGAAGGGCCUCCUGGGAAAACUGGCCCUGUUGGACCUCAAGGUCCUUCUGGAAAGCCUGGUCCAGAAGGUCUGCGAGGCAUCCCUGGCCCUGUGGGAGAACAAGGUCUUCCUGGUGCUGCUGGCCAAGAUGGACCCCCUGGUCCUAUGGGACCUCCUGGAUUACCUGGUCUCAAAGGUGACCCUGGCUCCAAGGGUGAAAAGGGACAUCCUGGUUUAAUUGGUCUCAUUGGCCCUCCAGGAGAACAAGGGGAAAAGGGGGACAGAGGAUUGCCUGGGACUCAAGGCUCUCCAGGAGCAAAGGGAGAUGGGGGAAUCCCAGGUCCUGCUGGUCCCAUAGGCCCACCUGGUAACCCAGGAUUACCAGGUCCUCAAGGCCCUAAGGGUAACAAAGGCUCUUCUGGUCCUGCUGGCCAGAAAGGUGACAGUGGUCUUCCUGGGCCUCCUGGACCUCCAGGUCCCCCUGGUGAAGUCAUCCAACCUUUACCAAUCUUGUCACCUAAGAAAACAAGAAGACAUGCUGAAAACAUGCAAGCCGACAUAGUUGACAAUAUUCUGGAUUACUCAGAUGGCAUGGAGGAAAUUUUUGGUUCUCUCAACUCCCUGAAACAAGACAUUGAACAUAUGAAGUUUCCAAUGGGUACUCAGACCAAUCCAGCUCGAACUUGCAAAGACCUGCAGCUCAGCCAUCCUGACUUCCCAGAUGGUGAAUAUUGGAUUGAUCCUAACCAAGGUUGCUCAGGAGAUUCCUUCAAAGUGUACUGUAAUUUCACAUCUGGUGGUGAAACGUGCAUUUAUCCAGACAGAAAAUCUGAGGGAGUAAGAAUUUCAUCAUGGCCAAAGGAGAAACCAGGAAGUUGGUAUAGUGAAUUUAAGAGAGGAAAACUGCUUUCAUAUCUAGAUGUUGAAGGCAAUUCCAUUAAUAUGGUGCAAAUGACAUUCCUGAAACUCCUGACCGCCUCUGCCCGGCAAAAUUUCACUUACAAUUGUCAUCAGUCAACUGCCUGGUAUGAUGUGUCAUCAGCAAGUUAUGACAAAGCACUUCGGUUUCUGGGGUCAAAUGAUGAGGAGAUGUCCCAUGAUAACAACCCUCAUAUCAAGGUGCUGUAUGACGGCUGUGCGUCCAGAAAAGGCUACGAAAAGACUGUGAUUGAAAUCAAUACUCCGAAAAUUGACCAAGUACCCAUAAUUGAUGUAAUGAUCAAUGAUUUUGGUGAUCAGAACCAGAAGUUUGGAUUUGAAGUUGGUCCAGCUUGUUUUCUUGGCUAAGAUUAGGACAAGUUUAUCUGAAACCAACAGAAAAUGCUCCUUGAUGCCACCAACCUAGAUCAUGCCACAUGCAAGUUUUGAAUAUGGAUGGUAUACAAUUCAGUAUAUGUGUAUCAGUUCCAAAUUGCUGGUGCCCUUGGGAGGCACAAUUUCAGGAAAGAAAUUUUGGUAAUCGGGAAUAUUUAAUAUAGUGUGGCUGAAAUGGUGACAGGGCUGAUUCUUGAUUCUCAACCCUCAUCUCUCCUUUUCCUAUUUGGAUUUCUUUGGUGCUGUAGAAAAAAAGAGAGAAAAUAUAUAUUAAUAAAAACAUGGUGCUCAUUCCCAUUCAUUGAGGAUAUGUUAAAAAUGUGUUUAAUAAAUUGUAAUUAUUUUGUGUACAGUUCAACACUGUUAUUGAUGGGUCCAUUUCCAAAACUUACACAUGUCUCUGAAUCCCACCUAAUUUUAUGACAAUUGCAGAACUGUGAUGGCAAUAAAUAUUGUAUUACGAAAAGUAAAGUUGUAAUUUCUGAUGACUCUAAUUCCCUUUCUUUAAUUAAUAAUAAAAUGCCUUUUUAUUUAUUGAUGGUGAAGAGUUCACUUAUUUGAUAUCACUAACAAAUAAC
Molecule: messenger RNA, 6383 nt
Organism: Nannospalax galili (Upper Galilee mountains blind mole rat)
Lineage: Eukaryota; Metazoa; Chordata; Mammalia; Rodentia; Spalacidae
Gene: Col11a1
Product: collagen type XI alpha 1 chain
Exons: 67
Coding region: 358-5778 (1806 amino acids)
Molecular function (GO): extracellular matrix structural constituent
Source: RefSeq, a predicted model, not a curated record